Cladocopium goreaui is the source of this 821-nucleotide messenger RNA. The record is from the annotation of a GenBank genome assembly. NCBI's taxonomy places the organism in Eukaryota, Dinophyceae, Suessiales, Symbiodiniaceae.
UGGGUCUCCGCCCGAACCGUUCUGCGUGAAUCGGCACAACCACAGAGACGUCUGGCUCGAUGAAGCCAUGGAGGAGCCGCUGGACGUGGCACCUCUCAUCAGCGAUGCCAAGGCCUCACAGGCUUGGCGUCGCUUCUUGAGCACGGUGCUGGGGGGUGGCAGGAUUGUCCCUGGAAUGACCCUGAAGGUCUACCUGUUUCAGGCCUUGCUGUGGUUCUGCCCUGUCUUUUUCAGUGCGCUGCUGGCCUUCAAUCUCGAAGCACCCAAUGUUUGGCCCUACCUGAGACUUCUCAUGGGAGCAGCGUUGAACUUCUCCUUCGGCUUGUCUUUGGAGCUGCUGCGUUGCUUCGUGGCGCAACACGGAAAAAGCGAUGAAGGCGGUCGCGGUCGUAUGGCCUGGUGCGACGAUGAGGACGUGGACUUCCGGCGGCUCUUCACGCCACAGGUCAUGGAUCUCUUGCUGCCUCGCAGGCGUUUUCUCCUUGCGCUUUUCAGCUGCCUUUUGUCCGCAGCGCUGGGCGCGGUGACGGCGCAGUGUUUGGCGCCGCAGCAGCUGGCGAAUGACUUGCAGCUGGACCAAGCCUCCGCCUACGUGGUCAGCUGUUGGGUCUUCUUGACCGCAGGCAUGGCGCACUUUGGGCUCCAUGCGCAGCCGGCGCCGGAAGUGAGUGGCACCAGUUCCACGGACGCGCGGAGUUUUCUGGUCCUGGCGCUGCUGCUGCCGCAGCUCUGGGAUCUGCCGGUGAAUCUGGCGAGAGGGUCACCUGGCGAUGGGCAUGGCUUGGGGAAGAUGGAAAAGAUAUGAAAAGAUCCGCGGAAAA